UCCCGCAACAACCUGGAGGAGAGAGAGCGCAACUACAUCACUGCCCCUGCCUCCUCCUCACAGCGUUGGUCGCCAUCCAUCCCCUCUCCUCCUGUACCAUAACAGAUGGUGGGAACAACAUUGCAUCCACCGGGUACCACAACAAUAGACCGCAGCAUCCAGUCCAGACAACGCUGGCCUUGCACCAUCAUGCUCCUAGUGCAGGACUGCAUGAGGCUGUGAGUGCCGUCGUGAUUCAUUUCACGCGGUACCAGCACCACCACGGCCACGGAGGAACCUUCUUGCGACUGUUUGGGCUCUCCAUCGAGCGGGGGAAGAUGGCCGCUAUGAAAAUAUUAACAGGCACAGGGCUCUUCUUGGCUUUCUGUGCGCUCGGGCUGCUCGCCAUGGCGAUUUGCACCGAUUAUUGGUACGAGACCGACGCGAGGAGACAUCGAGAGAGGUGUAAAAACUAUGCCAACAAGCGAAACGAUCCAGGGUACAUCUACAUUUCAAACCAUAACCUCCCCCUCCAGAUGCCUCCAAAGAGCCUGGAGAGGAAAGGUAACGGCCCAGAUGCUGGAGCUCUCAUCAGGGGGAAGCGGCACUUUCUGGCCGCUGCGUCUGCCAUGGAGUCUCAUUGCAGUCGGCAGUUUAACUCCACCAUCUCCGGGCUCUGGAGGAAGUGUCACCGGGAGGGAUUCGAUCUGGAGACCGAGGACCUUAUUUACAAAGGAAUAAUUCAAAGAUGUACCCCAGUCAAGUAUCACUAUUCUUCGUCCAUCCUACCACGAAAUUUACCCAUCAACAUCACAAAGACCAUACGACAGGAUGAGUGGCAUGCACUGCAUCUAAGAAGAAUGACGGCUGGCUUUGUGGGCAUGGCCGUGUCCAUCAUUCUCUUUGGCUGGAUCAUUGGAGUGCUGGGAUGCUGCCAACAGCAUGACCUCAUGCAAUAUGUAGCUGGGCUACUAUUUCUCAUGGGAGGAACAUGCUGCAUCAUCUCUUUGUGCACAUGCGUGGCAGGAAUCAACUUUGAGUUAUCCCGCUACCCCCGCUACAUGUAUGGCCUCCCUGAGGACAUUAGCCAUGGCUAUGGCUGGUCCAUGUUUUGUGCCUGGGGGGGCCUCGGUCUCACAUUGCUGGCUGGCUUCCUCUGCACCUUGGCCCCCUCCCUGAGCACACCCGCUCGCACAACGACCCACAAGCCGAGGCAGGAGAAUGGAACCGUGUGACGGAGACGUCGUGAAGCGACUGACCCACCGAACGCACAAACCACACCCUUCCAACCUUGAUGUUUAACUCUGAAACAGUUUUUGUCUGAUCACCAUCUCACACCACCCACGACAUCGCCAUCUCCCUUCAGUGUUCAGUGUGCCUGAGUUGUGACAGAAGGAGCAAAGUAAUGACAAACUUACACACCUAAUCUCGAAAAUCCCAGAGGGACCUCCAGGAAAACCAAGACUAACACCUACAGUAAUGUAUGACUGGGACAUGGCUCUCAUAGCUCAAAGAAGACAUUGUUGACAGUUUGACAUGCUGACUUUAUGGCGAUCUAAAGGUGACUGUUUUCUCUGAAGAGAAUUUGUCUUAAAAUGGUGCUCUCUUAAAUACAUAAAGCCACACACACUCCCACGCAGCACACACACGCACACACACACACACACACACCAGCACAUGCUUUUCCACACAUGCUCAAUUACUCCGGAUGAAUUAUGGGAGACAUCCUCCAAAAGGAAAUAAAAACACAGACAUCAUACCAGAGCAUCUUGUCAGCAUUCCUCUUUCAGUUAGGUGUUAUUGUACGUAAUGAAAAAAAAUCUGGCACUGACUGCCCAUAGCUUAUCUUUAGUGUAGCACACUAACUGAUAUCAACCAUGAGCCCCAGGGGUAAUGUCUGCAGCCUCUGCAGAGCACAAAAUGGAUCGAUCAGCGUGGUCAGUACGAUAAAAUACACUAGUGGAGUAAAUCUUCAUUGAAAAGAAAAUCAUUUGAUGCUUCUUUAAAGAUUCUAUAUGUACAAAUGCAACUCUAUGUAGAUCCAGAUCAUUGUUUGUGUAAAGUAGAUUUUGAAUAGGAAUGUUUGUUUUUCUGUUUGUUUCGAGGUGAUGAUGGCUGACAGUUAGGAGAGGAUAAAGAGUUACAGGGAUCUAUAGGAGCAGGAAUCCAUUAUUGGAUUCAGCAACGUAAAGGUAUUUUGCGGUACCAAACUGACAGACGCGACCCCGUUGUUUGCUGACGAGAGCAAAACUAGAAACCAAACUGUGGAGGAAGUAUUUGAUUGCUCCAUUGUUUACCCUCAAUAUUGGUCAGCCUUUUUGUGUAAUACAAGCAAGUUAAGCAAAUUUUAAAGGAAAAAAAGUACAACUUCAGCGUCCCGCUAAAAACAAAAGCACAAAUCAUCAUCUGCACUAAGUACAGUAACAUAGUAACAUCACACAUUGGUAGAGGGCCAAAGUGUCUGUCAAUCAUGUCUUGACUAAAGUCUGGCCCAGUAACGGCUGAAACAAUGAAACAAGCAGAAUAUGGAAGAUCAUUUAUGAGAUAGACAUCAUUGUUCCCACAAUGCAAUGCACACAGGAAAUGGAGAAGCUUGUUUUUUAUAGAUGUGGAUGUAAUAAAUCCAUAAAACAAGUUUGUUUAAAAGUUCAAGAUUGAUGAAGGCAUUCCAAAUUUCCAGUUUGAUUGAUGUGUUGAACACAUCUUGUAUCAUUUCUUGAGCAGUAAAACACAUAUUUACUGUGUACUAAGUUACAGAAUGGUACACUGUGUAUUAUGUAGUGUGAAUACUUUUGUGAUUCAAUGGUUUGAAUUAAAAAUACCUCCAAAUCUGGAAUUAAAAAAAGCACAAAUGGUAAUUUCAAAAUUACAGUAUGCAGUAAUGCAUGUUAAAAGCUGUAUUCCUGUGUACUCAUUUUGUGUUUUUAUUGGGGUGCGCUCACACAUGGAAAAUGACUAAAUGAAGUGUACUUAAAAUCACAAGUAUAAAAUGGUUUGAUUUUGAAGUGUUGUGUUAAUGGACAACAUUUGGAAUACAACAAAAUAACGAGUGAAAAUAAAGUAAUACAUUCUUGGAAAAACAUUUUUUAUUUAAAAUCGGAAGUGCCAUUUUAAAAUUGACAGUUGGAUUAAUGUGUGGUGCCCAUUUUGAAUUGUGGGUCAUUAGUACGAAUCAGUAAGAUACACCAGUUUUUGUGUACUAACUUACAAAAUUGUACACAUUAUAGUAUGUAGUAUGGGAUGGGGCAACAUGAAAGGUUUUGAAAACGGAGUGUAGCAGACUUUAGUUUGCUCAAUGAUAAAGGUAGAAGCGGUUCUCUUGGUGACACUUGUGGAUGAUAAUAACUCACAGAAGCUAGUUUUCUGUGACGCAGAUAUGAUUCCCCCCCCCCCCCCCCCAGUCAUUAGAACUCAUUUAUUUUGAAAUCGUCACAAGUUCAUGAAACAAGAAUAUUACAGCCAUGUGUGAUGACGUUUUUAUGAAUUGCUGGAGCUGAGUCAUGAGAUAUUCUAUCAGCUAUGUCAAAUAACUUUCUUAGAAAAAAAAAGGUGUUAUAAUGUGUGUUGACAACACUGUGUGUGAUGUUCAGUCCUUUCACCAUCACCAUUAACCUCCUCAUGAGGCUACCACUUUUCAGAAGUCGAGGAAAUUAACUGAGGCAUGAUUGAAAACUGUAUCUUCAGUGUCUUGUUGAAUCUUUGCACUUGGCUGGUUUUGAGCAGGUGGAGUUAUACAUUAUAUGUUUGCAAGGUCACAUACCGGAGCAAAAGAUGAUCAGAGCAUGUAAUAAGCACCCUGUUCUGUCUUUUACAAAGAGAUUGGGUUUAUACCAUGUUGUGUGUUUAGGGUCAGUCAGUCUAGGCUCUUAUUGUGAAAAUAUUUAUGCCAGAAACAAGGACAUACCAUAAAUAUAAAACUAUUUAUAUCUAUGGUCAUUACACUAACAACUGAGUCAGUUUAUUUUCUGACAUCCUGCGACUCACAGAAUGCAAUGCUGUUUGGUGUUUUGGUUUUAUAAAGUUUUAAGUUCACACCCCAACUGAUGCACAGUAAUUUAAGUAUUACUGUGAGCAGUAAACUGUAAUGUAUAAGUACAUGAUGCAAGUAUAAUGUGUUGUUAGGACUAAAGCACAAUUGCACACAACUCUUACAAGUUUUUUGUUUAUUAUAGUUGGGAAAUCUGACUUUUCCAGUACUGAUGUGCCACCACUGCACAUGUGCAGGACUUUGUCAAAAAAGUAUUACAAGCAACAAAUUUAAAGCACAUAUUAACGCCCCUAUAUCUCCAAUAGUAAAUUUCAAGGACACCAACAACAUAACUGUCUGAUUUUAAAAUGAAGAUUUUUUUUUUUUUUGGAUUGAGUUUUAA
Messenger RNA from Sander lucioperca (pikeperch), 4349 nucleotides. It is a transcript of the gene tmem276b, whose product is annotated as transmembrane protein 178B. The record is from RefSeq and is a predicted model, not a curated record. Gene Ontology annotation, cellular component: membrane. The coding region runs from base 318 to 1214 and encodes 298 amino acids. The transcript is spliced from 4 exons. Lineage: Eukaryota; Metazoa; Chordata; Actinopteri; Perciformes; Percidae.